Molecule: messenger RNA, 804 nt
Organism: Cydia splendana
Lineage: Eukaryota; Metazoa; Arthropoda; Insecta; Lepidoptera; Tortricidae
Product: dynein light chain Tctex-type 5-A-like
Exons: 3
Coding region: 88-519 (143 amino acids)
Biological process (GO): microtubule-based movement
Cellular component (GO): cytoplasmic dynein complex; cytoplasm
Molecular function (GO): dynein intermediate chain binding
Source: RefSeq, a predicted model, not a curated record
AGAUUUUACUUAAUCUAGUUGGUCGUUAGUCGUAAACAUCAAUACCUACCUAUGCAUUAUAUGUGAUUUUUUCGAUCUGCAACAACAAUGCCGUCGGGUGAAUAUAGAAGAUUCUCAUUUCGUAUCCCUAGUGCCCCCAAACGAAGUCUAACUAAACCUGUUCGCGUGUAUCAGCCCACGUAUCAGCUGAACCCAAGAAAGCGAUUCAACGUCGAGAAGGUCCAGAAAAUACUAGCGCAGCUUUUCGACCCCGAGCUUGAGGAGGUCGAGUACAGUGAGAAGGUGGUUCCGGAGCUGUGCGUUACCCUGGCUGAAAGCAUUCGCAAUGCGGUGAAAGAAGAAAAUUAUGACAGGUACCGAAUAAUAGUGAAUGUGACCAUCUCCCAGCGGCGGCAGCAGAGUCUCGUAGCCUCCCACUCGUUCCUAUGGGACUCGGAGCGGGACAACUUCGUGGCCCGCGAGUUCCACAACCCACACAUUCACGCCUACGCGGUCGUCUAUGGGAUAUACUUUGACUAACCUUACCUAAGAUAGAGCACUUGUGUUCUACACUGUACACACAUUUGAUAGUAACGUGCAAUUUAUUAAAAAAAUAAGUGCUCUAAAAAUACUUUUUCUCGCUAGGUGGCAUUCACACCAAAUUCUUCCAUAAGUAAUUUAGUAGGUAGUUGCUUAGUAGUAAAGCUACAAAGUACCUACAUCCUACAUAUAAUAUAUGUGUACAAGUCUGGUACAUCAAUAAUGGCUUUGUGAUUACUAUUUUGUUGUUAUUUUUAUGUAAGUGCCAUCAACAAAAUAAAUGAU